GGUCAUCCACGUGUAUAUAUAUAUACUACUGCUAUUGCAUCGCGUCAUAGGUCGCCCAUGGUUCACAAACCCUUCUGCAUGCUAGCAUCGAGCAGAACUCAUCACAAGACAAUUACGAGCACCGCGAAAGCAAAACUACAAUGCUAGUGGUCACAUCCUGUGGCACUCAAGGCGCGCCGAGGCUGGCGGUGAAGGCUGGCCUUUGGCAGAUGGCCACCAGCACAUCGCUGCCAACGACAAAUAACAGGCACGCUCCCUCAAGCGCUCUUCUGUGCAGCUUGCAGCAGCAGCGCAGCUGCCACCUCCAACACGCUCGCAGACCGUGCGUCGCAACGUCCGGCUUUGUGCAGCCGCAGAGGUACAUUUCCCUCUCCCCCCCGGAAGCCGUCAAGUUGCGCUCAGACCCGAGCAGCGAUACGGCGCGGCGCACGCCAACGCUCUUCAACCCCGUCUACACGGCAGAGGACCUACACGCGGUCAAGGUGACGCACUGGAAUCCGGAGAAUGUCGGCGACCGCGUCGCGAUCGCCCUCAUGCGCGUCGCCAGGUGGGGCUUUGACGUCGCGACGAGGUACAAGCACCCAGAGACAUUUCCGCGCACCAAGGACAGGCAGAUGCAGAAGGUCACACCGCCAGGAUACGAUGCCAAGGCGCCUUCGCGACCGGCACCGUUGGCCGGAGCAGCAACAGCAACAGCAUCACCAGCGGACGCAGCCUCGAACACGAGUAGCCACGCUGGAGCCGCCGAACCUGACGCAGCUCGAGCUGCUGAUUCGGUGGUCAAGUCGAGCUUUUCCACCGAACCGGCGCAUUUCGAGGAGUUGACCGUCGAAGAGAUGCGCAAAAGGGGAAUUUCAAUGACACCUGAGCAGUGGCUCACCCGUAUCGUUUUCCUCGGUCAGUGCCGUUCCUGGCCGCAAUAUCGCACGGAAGAGUGCAUGGCUGA
This is a messenger RNA of Tilletiaria anomala UBC 951, 946 nucleotides long. RefSeq lists its product as uncharacterized. Gene Ontology annotation, molecular function: alternative oxidase activity. The annotation marks the transcript as partial. The record is from RefSeq and is a predicted model, not a curated record. The transcript has a single exon. Lineage: Eukaryota; Fungi; Basidiomycota; Exobasidiomycetes; Georgefischeriales; Tilletiariaceae.